GUGCCGCCAUGCACGUGAAAAAGUACCUGCUGAAGUGCCUGCACAGACUGCAGAAGGGCCCCGGCUACACGUACAAGGAGCUGCUGGUGUGGUACUGCAACAACACCAACACCCACGGCCCCAAGCGCAUCAUCUGCGAGGGGCCCAAGAAGAAGGCCAUGUGGUUUGUGCUCACCCUGCUCUUCACCUCCCUUGUCUGCUGGCAGUGGGGCAUCUUCAUCAAGACCUACCUGAGCUGCAAGGUCAGCGUCUCCCUCUCCAUGGACUUCAAGAACAUGGACUUCCCCGCGGUCACCAUCUGCAACGCCAGCCCCUUCCAAUAUUCCAAAGUCAAGCAUUUGCUGAAGGACCUGGACGAACUGAUGGAAGCGGUCCUGGAGAGGAUCCUGGCUCCCGAGUCAAGCCAUGCCAAUGCCACCAGGGCCCUGAACUUCACCAUCUGGAACCACACACCCCUGGUCCUCAUUGAUGAGCGGAACCCCCACCACCCCGUGGUCCUCGAUCUCUUUGGAGAUAACUACAAUGGCUCAGCAAGCAGCAGCCCAGCACCAGGAAGGAUCUGCAACGCCCAGGGGUGCAAAGUGGCCAUAAGACUAUGCAGCUCCAACGGGACUGUGUGCACCUUCCAGAAGUUCACUAGCGCCACCCAGGCCGUGAUGGAGUGGUAUGUCCUGCAGGCCACCAACAUCUUCUCCCAGGUGCCAAGAAAGGAGCUGAUGAAGAUGGGCUACCCCGCUGAGCAGCUGAUCCUGGCCUGCCUGUUCGGGGCCGAGCCCUGCAGCUACAGGAACUUCACGUCCAUCUUCUACCCCGACUAUGGCAACUGUUAUAUCUUCAACUGGGGCAUGACAGACAAGACCCUCCCUUCCGCCAACCCUGGAGCUGAGUUUGGCCUGAAGCUGAUCCUGGACAUCGGCCAGGAAGACUACGUGCCCUUCCUCACGUCCACGGCCGGGGCCCGGCUGAUGCUGCACAAGCAAAAGUCCUACCCCUUCGUCAAAGAUGAGGGCAUCUAUGCGAUGGCGGGGAUGGAGACAUCCAUUGGGGUGCUGGUGGACAAGCUGGAGCGCAAGGGCAAGCCCUACAGCCAGUGCACCAUGAACGGCUCCGACGUCCCCAUCCGAAACCUCUACAGUGACUACAACACAACCUACUCCAUCCAGGCCUGUCUUCGCUCCUGCUUCCAAGAACUCAUGAUCCAAAACUGCAGCUGUGGCCACUACCUGUACCCGCUGCCCCAUGGGGAGAAAUACUGCAACAACCAGGACUUCCCAGACUGGGCCUACUGCUACUUGGCUCUGCGGAUAAGUGUGAAGCAGAGGGAGGCCUGCAUCAGCAAGUGCCGAGAGUCCUGCAAUGACACCACGUACACGAUGACCAUCUCCAUGGCUGAGUGGCCUUCUGAUUCCUCGGAGGACUGGAUUUUCCACAUCUUGUCCCAGGAACGGGACCAAAGUGAUAAUAUCACCAUAAGCAGGAAAGGAGUUGUCAAGCUCAACAUUUACUUCCAAGAAUUCAACGAUCGCACCAUCCAGGAGUCACCAGCUAACAACAUCGUCUGGCUGCUCUCCAACCUGGGCGGCCAGUUUGGCUUCUGGAUGGGGGGCUCAGUGCUGUGUCUCAUCGAGUUUGGUGAGAUCCUCAUCGACUUCGUGUGGAUCACCAUCAUCAAACUGGUGGCCUUCUCCAAGAGCCUACGACAGAGGCAGGCUCAGGCUCGCUACGCCGGCCCGCCACCCACCGUGGCCGAGCUGGUGGAGGCCCACACCAACUUCGGCUUCCAGCCCGACAUGGUGGACCACAGCCCUGACACUGGGGCCUAUGCUGAUGGGCAGACGUUGCCCGUCCCAGGCACCCCACCCCCCAACUAUGACUCCCUGCGCCUGCAGCCACUGGACGUCAUCGAGUCCGACAGUGAGGGUGAUGUCAUCUAGACCCUGCCCCUGCCCAUCCCGGGAAGCUCAAGGACUC
Messenger RNA from Trichechus manatus latirostris (Florida manatee), 1971 nucleotides. It is a transcript of the gene SCNN1B, whose product is annotated as sodium channel epithelial 1 subunit beta. Gene Ontology annotation, biological process: sodium ion transmembrane transport. Bases 9 to 1934 code for a protein of 641 amino acids. Lineage: Eukaryota; Metazoa; Chordata; Mammalia; Sirenia; Trichechidae. Gene Ontology annotation, molecular function: ligand-gated sodium channel activity. The record is from RefSeq and is a predicted model, not a curated record. Gene Ontology annotation, cellular component: sodium channel complex; plasma membrane. The transcript has 12 exons.